This is a messenger RNA of Paramecium primaurelia, 319 nucleotides long. The record is from the annotation of a GenBank genome assembly. Lineage: Eukaryota; Ciliophora; Oligohymenophorea; Peniculida; Parameciidae.
AUGUAAUAAAAAGCAAAAUAAUUCUUUGCUACUUAUGGCAAAUUAGGAAUAAGUGUUUAUUUAUCAGUCUCAAUAGUCAAUUAUGGCAUUGUUUUCUUUGCAUUAAAAUAAGGAGUAGAUGUAAAAUAAGUUGGAUCAAAGUAUUACCCAUACAAUUUACAUUAGACUUGGAUUUGAUACAACUUAAGGCAAGUGGGAAUAGAUUGAAACAUAUGGUACACCUACAGCAGCUUAUAUUAUUUAUAAACUUAUGGCUCCAAUCAAAUGGCCUAUUGUUAUAGGAACUACAGCUUGGAUAUGCAAAAAAGGAAGAAAAUGA